AUGGAAUCGAACAUCACGGCAGCCAAGUCGACGCAGACGAACUGUGAGUUGAAGUCGGAGUCAUGCACGUGCAGUACGACGACCGGUGGCCAGGUGCCGGACACUAGCAACAUGAUCACCGUCACCGUACUACCCACCACCGGCGGCCAGUUCCAACUGAGCCUGCAUCAGUCGGAGAACGUCGAGGGACUCAGGCGAACCGUCGCCAAGAAGUUGAAAGCUGCAUCGCUGAAGGCACUUCACAUUUCACAUGAUGCCAGUACUGCACACACAGAUGCUGAGUGGAGCCUCGUAGCUGAGGACGACGCUGAUGUUGCAGCCAUUGUGGAGAAAUAUCUGCCACAGAUAAACAGCCACAGUUUGCUGCGGAAUCUACUACUUAACCAAGAGCAGAACCUUGGUCGAGCUACCAGAGGCAGAAGGUGGAAUCCCGAGGUUGUCAAGGCAUGUCUGUCGCUAUGGGCCAGCAAUCCUCGCACCUACAAGAAGCUGUCGUCACUUGGCAUGUUAGUUACGAUGCCAAGUGGACGCCUACUUUGUUAUUAUAAAAACUCGGUUCACCAGAAGCCUGGACUCAACAACGAUAUGCUCCUCUGGAUGUAUGAGGAAGCAAAGUCUAAGCAAGUGCCACCGCAUGGCAUGACUGGAGGCAUAGUCUUCGACGAGAUGUCGAUUCAGUCUGACCUUCAGAUAAUAUACUCUGAAGGUCAAGUGAAGAUUAUCGGGCUGGUCGACAUGGGAGCUGAAUGCUCUGCUAUGCAAGUACUGAAACAGGGUAAAGCAUCAGCGCAACUCGGCACACAUGUCUUGCUGUUUAUGUUCCAAGGGGACAGUGGCUUUCGCUUCCCGUUUAUGCAUGUGCCGACGACAGAAGCAACAGCACCAGAUAUAUACGUUCUCUUCUGGAAAGCUGUGCGGGACUGA
Molecule: messenger RNA, 924 nt
Organism: Priapulus caudatus
Lineage: Eukaryota; Metazoa; Priapulida; Priapulimorpha; Priapulimorphida; Priapulidae
Exons: 4
Coding region: 1-924 (307 amino acids)
Source: RefSeq, a predicted model, not a curated record